This is a messenger RNA of Cylindrotheca closterium, 330 nucleotides long. The record is from the annotation of a GenBank genome assembly. Lineage: Eukaryota; Bacillariophyta; Bacillariophyceae; Bacillariales; Bacillariaceae.
AUGCUCAAUGCCCACAAUUUGGGGGGUCCAAUGGAAACUGGCAUGCAAUACGUCAUGAUAUUCAUAUUGGUGGUGGUGGUGGUGGUGGCAUCAUCAGCAUUAUUAUCAUCCUUAACAGCCAAGGACCACACUGGUACGGAAAGAGCAGGAGGCGGUGGAAUGGGUGACGACGACGAGCUGCUUUUGGAAGAGGAUAAGGCCGUCGUUGAUGCUGACGACUGGGCAUCGGUUCUUGAUCUCAAUAAUAAUUGUGAUGGUGGUGGCGAUGAUGAUGAUGAUGGUGGUGAUGAUCGUCCAAUCCGAAAAGUGGGCGACAAUGACAAUGCUUGA